CGACAACCAUGUCUAAUUCUCCUGUCGACAAAAAGCGACGAUGGUUGGAAAGCGUCGAUGGAAGCGCAAUAUCUACCGAUGCUUCUACCAUAUCCAGACCACCGUUGAAAAAACGAUUUACUGCUAAUGGAAAAAUAUCCAACAGCACUCCUUCACAGUCGAUUUCUUCCAACAACGAGCAAUUCAACCCACAAUCGUCCUCUUCCUCUUCUACUCCAGUUUCUCCACAUUCAAAAGAUGAACAUUUUAUCAUUGGACAUGAUCAACUACCAAAGGAUGCUCUAUUGAAGAGAAUGCGAUCGGCAAAAGAAGAGUUUAGCUCAUUAGAAAACCGAAUUGCAAACAUCGACCUUCGAUGCGAAGAUUUCGAAGUACAACGAAGCGUUAUCCGAAUUCAGUGGAAUAUGCUGCAAAGUGAUAUAUUGGUGUUUUCACGAGCGCUUGUAGAUGGCAACAGUGACCCUAUGCAAGGUAUUCCCAAAGAUGAGCAAGAUACUGGAAGAUUGGAACAGGAACUUCACAGGUCUCAGGCGACAAUACGAGAGGCUGGGCUGCGUAUCUUGAAGUUCAUCCGAGCUUGGGUAAAGCGCACAGAUCAUAUCGGUGUUCAGGAUGAUCAAAAGCAAGAAUUGGUUCAAUGGGUUCGAAACGAGACUGAAGAACUACGUGCAUCUUAUGAGCGAAAUCGAGCGUUGUCAAAAGAAAUGGAAAGUCAAUACCACUCCUUACUCGAGCAAUCAGACGACGUGCUCAACAGUAUUCGGACAAAGGAAAAUCAACUUUGCCAGGCUCAAGAAGCAUUGUAUCAGUGCUCUGAAAAACUAGCUCAAGCUGAAAAACGGUACGAUCGUGCAGAAAGUACAGCUGUUGCAUCGUUAUUGUCGAGUGGACUCGCCGGGCCACAAUCUGCACAGCGCGAUGGUUCGCCAGCAACUCAUGCGCCAUCAGCUACUACACAAGUUCAGGAGCCCGUAAAAAAUGAGACCAAAACACUUGAAAAUGAAGCCUGUAAAACCGAGGUUGCUGAACAACAACUUAUUGUCGACGCACGAGUUAAAGAAAUUGAGGAUUUGCAACGAGAACGUCAAACACUAGUUGAAGACACUGAACGUUUACGGAACGAAUUCGCCAUGUUGACUGAUGAGAAACUAUUGGCAUCAGAAUAUUACAAGGCUUUGCAGCUAUCAUUGGAACACUACAAGUCGCGAGCACAUUAUCUGCACGAGAUACAAUCACAGUUGGACCAUGAAUUGGAGGAGGUCAAGGCGGAAAGAAGGAAACUUGUCGAAGAGAUUAAUUCAGAAAAGCUGUCGCAAAGUAUGGCUAUGGAAACGGAAAUGCGCCGACUGGAAAGCGAUCUGGCGCGAAUCCGAAAGCAACGUGAUGAUUUCCAAGGAAUUGUGGAUACCUACACCAGUAAAAAGGCGCGAGAAAAACAACUCCAUGGUGAGGUUUCAAUGACGAUUGAAAAUGAAGCAAAUCGUAUCACAAAGCUUGAACAGCAAACAUCCUCAUUACGAGCAGCGAUUCGGUCUUGUGAAGAAGGCGGUGAUAAUCCUUUAAACCAUACAGUGAUGGCCUUUGAUAAAAUCUAUUCGAGGAUAAUCAACGCAAAAACAAUCGUAAAACAUCUCGAACUCAAAUACCACACAAACUCAGCUGACGGAAAGGAGAUGACCUCCAGCGAUACAGAAGAAUUACGACAAAAGCUCGCGUUUUGGAUCGACGGUGACAUAGCACAAAUGACCGACGUAUACAGAAGCAUCAAAGAGCUUAUGGAGAAGGUUGACGAACAGUCAUUAAAAUCCAAAAAGCUGCAGUUGAUGAUGGAGUUCCUUUCGAACAGCGAAACACAGCUUAUGACGCAAAUCGAUCGAGCAGGAUCAAUAUUUACGCAAUUGGAAGAGCAAAGUGGGAAACCAGUAUUUGAUUUAUCACGAAGGAACGAACAAAGAGAAAAACUACGAGCUGAGAAAGUUAAAUUCGGACACACUUUUCCAGGAUUGAAAGCAUCAAAGGAUAAACACAUGUUGAACGUUGCUGGUCUGCGGCGAACAAGUGAACAACAAUUGGAACAUAUUCGACAACUAGAAGAUCGUGAACGAACUCUCGAAUUGCAAAUCAACGAGAAAGAGAGCGAAGUUCGCAGCUCUCUACAGUCUCUUGAAGAGCGACGCGUAGAUGUUGAAGAUCUGCAGCAUAAAUGUGGUGAACUUCGGAUAAAACUAGAGCACAGUGAUCAUUUUCUAGGCGAGUUGCAAAAAAUGGUGAAAGACAAGACUCGAACGUUGGAAGAAGAAAGGCAACUACGAAAGAAGGUUGAUGAUGACUACAGCAAGAUGAGCCGUCAAUGGGCUAUGGUAUCUCAGGGUGAGAACCCUGCGGAGGGGAAACUAGCAGAGGAAUGCAAUGACUUCAGGAUGUUGCUCAAGUGUGGUGCCUGUCACGAUCGUGUUCGGAACAAGCUACUAGCGAAGUGCAUGCAUACAUUCUGUGCCCAAUGUAUCGAUAAACGCCUAGAAACUCGUCAGCGACGAUGCCCAACAUGUGGUGACUCGUUUGGUGUGUCGGAUGUACGGAAUUUCUACUUGUAAAUUAUUUUAAGAGAAGUGCUACGCGUACGAGUUUUUUUUCUUACGCGUACGAGUUUUUCUGAGCGGGUUUUCAAAGUGGUUGUGUUGUGAAACCUUGUAUAGCCAAUCCGAUUGCCGUCUUGCAUGUAUGAGUUUUUUGCUAAAGGAACUGAACAGCAUAUGCUAUCCAUCAAUCUUCCGUUUUUUUGGAUGGUCUUGUCAAAAUAAAUAGCUAUUGUCAUACUUCUUGAUGUACAAACUGCUCAUUAAAUGGGCGCAAUGGAUUUAUUUACGCUGUUCUUUUCGAGAUCUUACA
Messenger RNA from Zychaea mexicana, 2889 nucleotides. RefSeq lists its product as uncharacterized. Gene Ontology annotation, cellular component: HULC complex; nucleus. The coding region runs from base 9 to 2594 and encodes 861 amino acids. Lineage: Eukaryota; Fungi; Mucoromycota; Mucoromycetes; Mucorales; Lichtheimiaceae. The record is from RefSeq and is a predicted model, not a curated record. The transcript is spliced from 14 exons. Gene Ontology annotation, molecular function: ubiquitin protein ligase activity.